UAUUAGUCGUGUUGGCAAUACUGUUUUUUUUUUUCUCUUUCAUUUCGUCUUCAAUCCCGUCGAAAUGACGAAGGGUACUUCAAGCUUCGGCAAGCGCCGUAAUAAGACACACACAUUAUGUAGAAGAUGUGGCAGAUCAUCAUAUCACAUCCAGAAAUCAAAAUGCGCUCAGUGUGGAUACCCUGCAGCCAAAUUGCGAUCUUAUCAUUGGUCAGUGAAAGCCAAACGUAGGAAGACCACUGGAACAGGCCGCAUGCGUCACCUCAAGAUUGUCAGGAGACGUUUCCGCAAUGGCUUCAAGGAAGGCAGACCUACUCCCAAAAAGGCAGUUGCUUCAUCCUAGACCUAUUAUUAAACCCAAAUAAAAGAAAAAAAAUUA
Messenger RNA from Achroia grisella, 379 nucleotides. RefSeq names its product large ribosomal subunit protein eL37 (gene RpL37-1). Lineage: Eukaryota; Metazoa; Arthropoda; Insecta; Lepidoptera; Pyralidae. Gene Ontology annotation, biological process: translation. The record is from RefSeq and is a predicted model, not a curated record. Bases 65 to 343 code for a protein of 92 amino acids. The transcript is spliced from 3 exons. Gene Ontology annotation, cellular component: cytosolic large ribosomal subunit; ribosome. Gene Ontology annotation, molecular function: RNA binding; structural constituent of ribosome.